AUGAAAUCAAUCCACGAUUUGUACUUGAUUUGCAGAAGCAGUGGUGACAAAACGACCCUCAUAUGUUCAUUUUGUCAGCCUACGACCGAUAUACCUGAACAACCUUCGAUCGCUUUAGAAAACUUUACAAAACAAUUAACUGGAAUCUUCUUAAAGGCUUUCACUCAGGCUGCGAAUUCAAAAGAUGAAGCUACUACUAAUUGA
Molecule: messenger RNA, 204 nt
Organism: Melampsora larici-populina 98AG31
Lineage: Eukaryota; Fungi; Basidiomycota; Pucciniomycetes; Pucciniales; Melampsoraceae
Exons: 2
Coding region: 1-204 (67 amino acids)
Source: RefSeq, a predicted model, not a curated record